CGGAAAUGACGUCAAACAAAGAUGGCUGCGCACACAUGCUGUCAAAGAUGUGAAAACUUAGUAUGUUGAUGUAUUAUAACUUUUUGACUCCGAUAUAUAUACAGCGCUUACCUGGAUACAGAAUGGGCUGGGAAAUGAAGACGAAAAUAUUACAACAUAAAAAUGUUUAAAACGGUUUAUUUGUUAAUAUUAAAAAGUAUAACAGAGCCUCUAGAUAGUUAAUGCUAGGAGGUCAUCACCGGCUGCUGAUCAAAUUCAUGUAUAAUUUAAGGAUGUGGAAUCAGAUCGGUGUGAAAGUGAUCCACAAUGCUCCGAAUUUUAUACGGGGAUUUUGUCAGAGAUGUGUUAAAGAAACCUUUGCAUCAAGUCAGAGAUAUCAGAGAAAAACCUCCUUGAUGUCCAGUACCAUACACACCCGCUGUGCCUCUACUCCACCGUGGAGAGUGUUGUUCUUCGGCAGUGAUGAUUUCGCUGUAGAGUCUCUGAAACGGCUUCAUGAUUCUCGAGGAGAGGGAGCUGAGUCCGUGGUGGACACGCUGGAGGUUGUCACUUUGUCCAGUAAUGUCCCUGUGCGGAAGUUCGCAGAGAAGCACGAGCUCCGGGUUCACGAGUGGCCCGAGGUGCAGUCCAGUGGGCAGUUUGAUGUCGGGGUGGUGGUGUCAUUCGGUUGCCUGCUUCAGGAGAGCCUUAUCAACACAUUCCCAUAUGGGAUCCUCAACGUGCACCCUAGUCUCCUGCCUCGGUGGCGUGGACCUGCGCCUGUUUUUCACACGAUUCUGCACGGAGACAAACUCACUGGAGUCACCAUCAUGCAGAUUAGGCCAAGAAGGUUUGACGUUGGUCCCAUACUCAGUCAGAAGCUUUAUGAAGUCCCUGAAAACAGCACAGCCAAUGAGCUCGGAGGCUCGCUGGCUGCUCUGGGAGCCGAGCUGUUAAUAGACACACUAAGAAACCUACCAGAACGAAUAGCAAAUAGGACAGAGCAGGCCAGAGAGAGGGCUACAUUUGCUCCUAAAAUCAACUCUGUCUUGAGUUGGCUCGUGUGGGAAGAGCAGACGUGUGACGAGAUCGAUCGACUCUAUCGUGCUAUAGGAUCUCGGGUUCAUUUGAGAACAAUCUGGAUGGGCUGUGCCAUCAAACUUCUCGACUUUGUUGGAAAAUGCAGCGUGCCAUUAACAGAAAAUUCAAAUUUCACCGCAAUCCCCGGGUCCAUACAUUAUCAAAAGGAAUCCAACAUAUUGUCAGUCUGCUGCAAGGACGGCUGGGUCGGAUUCAAAACUGUAAUGUUAAAGAAAAGAUUAUCAGCAGCAGACUUCUUCAAUGGCUAUCUUCACCAGAGUGUCUUGAAGAAAUCGCAAUCCCAGAACAGCUGCCGGUUUCAGAGCUACAGAGAGAAAACCCGACAGAAUUCUACAUCGUUACUCCGGAAUAAGACAAGUCGUUAAAGACACAUGAGACAUUAUGUAAUUUAUUAAAGACAGUGCUAAUAAUAAUGGAGGCGAUAAUUGUCUGUUGUAAGACAUGUUUGUGGCACUGUGUUAUUGUACAAAUAGUGUAAAUUUGGUGUGUGUAUAGACUGAUGAAUGUGUUUAUUUUAACGAAGCAUCAGCUUUGAACUGAUUUGUGUGAUUGUCGCUCACACAGUUUGAGCAGUAACAAUGAAAAUGCUGGCCCAAUGACUUUUCACACUAAUGUCAGAAUAAUACAGCAAGUUCUAUUAUUAAAUUAAACACAUCUACUUUAAUGAAAUAUAAAGU
Messenger RNA from Hemibagrus wyckioides, 1757 nucleotides. It is a transcript of the gene mtfmt, whose product is annotated as mitochondrial methionyl-tRNA formyltransferase. Gene Ontology annotation, molecular function: methionyl-tRNA formyltransferase activity. Gene Ontology annotation, cellular component: mitochondrion. Gene Ontology annotation, biological process: conversion of methionyl-tRNA to N-formyl-methionyl-tRNA; biosynthetic process. NCBI's taxonomy places the organism in Eukaryota, Metazoa, Chordata, Actinopteri, Siluriformes, Bagridae. The record is from RefSeq and is a predicted model, not a curated record.